Messenger RNA from Xenopus laevis (African clawed frog), 2729 nucleotides. It is a transcript of the gene zer1.S, whose product is annotated as zyg-11 related, cell cycle regulator S homeolog. The record is from RefSeq and is marked provisional. Gene Ontology annotation, biological process: protein catabolic process. Gene Ontology annotation, cellular component: Cul2-RING ubiquitin ligase complex. NCBI's taxonomy places the organism in Eukaryota, Metazoa, Chordata, Amphibia, Anura, Pipidae.
GUUUGGGACUGGGGAUGCUCCCCAUCUUCUGACUCCCCAGUAGGCGAAACCUAAUUGCGCUGGCUUGUUGAUGCGAAUGUAGCUGCCCGGUCGCUAUGCCGUCCGCCCAGCAGUGACAUUGGAAUUUGUUGACAGCGGAGUCUGGAGGAUGCCUGAAAUCUGAUGCCCUCAUGAUUCAGGAAGGAUAGCUAAAAAGGAAGGCAGCCAUCUAUUCAGAUUUUUGUAUGCUGAUCAACACCGACCAAGAUGGCAUCUGACAGCCCAGACUCACUCUUGAGCAUUUGUACUGACUUCUGCCUCCGUAACUUAAAGGGUACCCUCUGCUACCUCCUAGACAAUGAAAUCCUUCGCUUGCACCCAGACAUCUUUCUGCCCAGUGAGAUCUGUGACAGGCUUGUGAAUGAAUACAUUGAGUUGGUUAAUGCUGACAGCAGCUUUGAGCCUCACGACAGUUUUUUCACUCUCUUCUCGGAGCCACAAAGCACACGGCUCACGCGCCUCCACCUGCGAGAAGACAUUGUUCAAGAUCACGAUUUGGAAGCCCUAAGGAAACAAGACCUGGUUGAGCUCUACCUUACUAACUGUGAAAGGCUAACGGCAAAGAGCUUACAGACACUGGCAAACUUCCGCCAAACCCUCGUGUCCCUCAGCCUUUUUGGAUGUAGCAACAUAUUCUAUGAGGAGGAGAGCCUGGGGGGUUAUGAUGAGACUGACCGCUUGGUAAACCCCACUAGGCAGGUCCUUGUCAGGGACUUUACAUUCCAAGGAUUCCAGCACCUGCGCUUCCUCAACCUCGGGUGCAUCACCAAAGUGGUGGAUGUGGAACAGAUGCUGUGCCCCCUCAUCUGCUUGAAAGCCCUGAACCUCUCUGGAAUCCAGCUGAAUGAUAUUGGCUUCCUUACACAGUGGAAGGACAGUCUGGUGUCUCUAGUCUUGUACAAUAUGGACCUGUCUGAGGAACACAUCCGGGUCAUAGUGCAGCUACACAAACUGAAGCAUCUGGAUAUCUCCCGUGACAAGCAUUCCAGCUACUACAAAUUCAAGCUGACCCGCAAAGUUCUGUGCCUGUUUGUACAAAAUCUCGACGAGCUUGUUUCUUUGGAUAUCUCUGGGCACCUGACCCUGGAGAAUUGUGCUGUCUCGAAAAUGGAUGAGGAGCUCGGACCUCCCAGCAACAAUCCCACAAAAAGCAGCAUCAGUCCCUUCCGUGCAAUGAAAAGGCCCCUGCAGUUCUUGGGCUUGUUUGAAACAUCUCUGUGUCAUCUGACACACAUCCCAGCCUACAAGGUGAGCGGGGACAAGAAUGAAGAGCAAGUCCUGAAUGCAAUAGAGGCCUACACAGAGCAUCGUCCUGAGAUUACCUCCCGUGCUAUCAAUCUGCUCUUUGACAUUGCCCGUAUUGAGCGAUGUCACCAGCCACUAAGAGCCCUGCAGUUGGUCAUCGCUGCUCUGAAGUGUCACAAGUACGACAAAACCAUCCAGGUGACAGGGAGUGCCGCCCUUUUCUACCUGACAAACUCCGAUUACCGCAGCGAGCAAAGCGUCCGCUUAAGACAGCAGGUCAUCCAAGUCGUGCUAAACGGCAUGGAGUCAUAUCAGGAAGUGACGGUGCAGAGAAACUGUUGCCUCACCCUGUGCAAUUUCAGCAUCCCGGAAGAACUAGAGUUCCAAUACCAAAGGGUCAAUGAACUGCUGCUCAACAUACUGAUCCCUACGAGGCAGGAUGAGUCCAUCCAGCGCAUUGCUGUGCAUCUCUGCAACGCCUUGGUCUGCCAGGUGGACAAUGACCAUAAGGAGGCUGUUGGCAAGAUGGGCUUUGUCAUGACAAUGCUUAAACUAAUACAGAAGAAACUGCAGGAUAAGAUGUGCGAUCAGGUGAUGGAGUUCUCCUGGAGCGCCUUGUGGAAUAUUACUGACGAAACUCCAGACAACUGUGAGAUGUUCCUUAACUACAAUGGCAUGAAGCUGUUUUUGGAGUGCCUCAAAGAAUUCCCAGAAAAGCAAGAGCUGCACCGAAACAUGCUGGGACUUCUGGGAAAUGUAGCAGAGGUGCGUGAACUCCGUCCUCAGCUGAUGACAUCGCAGUUCAUCACAGUUUUCAGUAACCUCCUGGACAGCAAAGCAGAUGGGAUAGAGGUGUCGUACAACGCCUGCGGGGUGCUGUCUCACAUCAUGUUCGAUGGGCCUCAAGCCUGGUUCAAUGCUGAGCCGACCCGACAAGAGGUGCAUGAACGGAUGUGGAGUGCAAUCUGCAGCUGGGACAUCAGCUCAAGACGAAAUAUUAACUACAGGUCUUUUGAACCAAUUCUCCGCCUCCUCCCUCAGAGCGUUUCCCCUGUCAGUCAGCACUGGGCAACCUGGGCCUUGUAUAACCUGGUGUCUGUGUACCCGGAAAAAUACUGCCCCCUGCUGAUCAAAGAAGGAGGGCUCCCUCUCCUCACGGACUUGAUCAAUAUGCAUUCUGCCCAUGAGGAAACCAAGGACAUGGCAAGGAAAGUCCUUGAACAUUGUGGUAAUUAUAAUGAAGACACCAUGGACACAUCACUAUAGGAAGACGUUGGCACGGCUGUUUCACUUGCUUCUUAUCAGCGUGGAGGAGCCCCGUAUGUUGACAGGAGAGGAGAUCUCCAUCGUUUCAUUCAUUUAUUUGUUGAUUUUUUUUUUUUUAAAGGUUUUUAUUUAUGCAUUUAUAACAUAAAAAAACAUUAAACAAUACAAUAUUGGUUCUA